UAUUAAAAUGGACAAUGGAUGUGGACAUUCAUUAGCUCGACUCUGCUUAGAAACCGUAGCAGAAAAUAUUGCAUUGGCGUGCGAAAAUUCAGCAAUAAAUGGUUGUUACGUGUAUUCUGAGGUCGCUUUCUCCCAAUUAAAUGGUAGACACAUACAAGAAAUUUUGGAUAUUGCCUUUUCUAAAGGCAUUUUGUCACAGAAACAUUUUGGAUUACUUGUCCAUCCGAAUGUUUUAAAGCUGGAUUUAAGCAAAUACAGCCAUAGUUUAGUCACUGAUCAAGUACUGCUACAACUUCCUUGCAAGAAAUUGGUCAGUUUGAAUCUUCAAAACUGUGAUCAAAUAUCAUCACAAUGUCUGAACCAAAGUCUGCAGAAUCUGCCAUGUCUCACAAAUCUAAAUUUAUCGCAUUGUCUUAAAUGUUGUGACUCUGUCCUGGAAAACAUUGCUAAAUGCUGCCCUAACUUAGAGAAACUCAACUUAGAAAUGUGUCAGGAUGUUACAGAUCGUGGGAUUCAAGCUUUUCUCAAGCCAUUUACCAGCUCUGCAAAACCUCCAAAGAUAUCACAUUUAAAUGUAUCAUCAACCUCUGUAACCACAACGAGCUUCUUGAUCUUGUUAAAUGGCCUACCACUUCUACAUUCACUGUCAUUUGCCCAGCUUCUUGGCACUAAAAAACUCUCUUCUGCGAACUGCAAUUCUAUUGAACAAAAACAUGUCCAGUUCCAACUUCAGCACUUGGACAUGCUGGGCACACAAUUUUUCUAUUAUCAGAUUGGCCAAGUAGACCUUAUUCUUCAAAAUUGCCACAAUCUCAGAGGUCUCAAACUAAGCUUUGAAAUCGAUGAACCCGAUGUGCAUAACUAUCCGGAAGUAUUCUUCAUGAAAACCGCGAAACAUCCCACGCUGGAAUCAUUCCACCUCAGUGCCUUACAAGGACCUCAUUUGCAAUCACAGCUAUUUGCAUUGCGCUAUUUCGAGUUUGAACGAAUCGAGAAUUACCUGAAAGAGAUUGACAACCAACUGACAUCGCUACACUUAGCUGAUGUAAAAAACCUCAAGAUAUCUACGUUUUUUAAUUUUAACUCGCUGAAGCAUCUAACCCUGUCACGUUGUCAAUUCAUUCAACCUUUGAAAACCUCAGCAAAACUAAGCGAUUUCUGUUCAUUGCAAUACAUCGGUCUAGAAAGUCUCGACUUCCAGAAAGAAAUCUCGUUGGAUCUCAAGCAAAAAUUUCUGUACCAGCAACUGAUGUCCCACCCAAAACUUCUACGUCUUUCUUUGAGAUCGGUUCCAAUCGAAGAAGAAUAUUUAAUGAAGAUUCUCCGUAGCUCUUCUGGACUUCACCUGGAAGAGCUGAUAUUGUCCUGCUAUGAUAACGUCAUUGUUAACACAAUCGGCCAGAUCGAAAAGAGUUGUCCAAAUUUGAAACGGCUCGAGUUGAACCAUUGCUGGGUUGUCACCUGGUAUGACAUUUGUCAGUUCAACGAACGAAUGAAGACGAUUGGAAGAGAACUUGAAGUUGUUACAAAUGAACAAAACGAUUUAAUAUGAUUAAUAUAUUGGAAUUAUAUACUGGACUGCUAACUUGA
Molecule: messenger RNA, 1590 nt
Organism: Dendronephthya gigantea
Lineage: Eukaryota; Metazoa; Cnidaria; Anthozoa; Malacalcyonacea; Nephtheidae
Exons: 3
Coding region: 8-1552 (514 amino acids)
Biological process (GO): SCF-dependent proteasomal ubiquitin-dependent protein catabolic process
Cellular component (GO): SCF ubiquitin ligase complex
Source: RefSeq, a predicted model, not a curated record